ACAAACAUGCACACAGUGAAGCAUAACUACACCAGCAGGCCUGCGCCACUCAAGUGCACAGGGAGCAUUGAUGGCCGUGAACUGCGCUUCUCACGUGCAAUGAUCUUUGCCAUUGAGGAGAUUAACAACAGUAUGAAGCUGCUGCCAGGCAUCAGGCUUGGUUAUCAGGUCCAUGACUCUUGUGCUGCAGUGCCUGUGGCAGUGCAUGUGGCUUUCCAGCUGUCGAAUGGACUGGAUCUUGUAUUUUAUACCAGCAACAGCUGUUCUAAAUCUGGUAUGGUGAUGGCUGUUGUUGGUGAGACUGGGUCCACACCAUCCAUCAGCAUUUCACGCAUCAUCGGGUCCUUUAAUAUUCCACUAGUGAGUCACUUUGCCACUUGUGCAUGCCUAUCUGAUAAGCGUCAGUACCCAAGCUUCUUCAGAACAAUCCCCAGUGAUCAUUUCCAGGCUGCUGCACUGGCCAAGCUGGUGAAACACUUUGGAUGGACUUGGAUAGGUGCUGUCCGGUCAGAUUCAGAUUAUGGGAAUAAUGGUAUGGCGUCUUUCCUGGAUGCAGCGCACAAAGAGGGGAUCUGUGUUGAAUACUCAGAAUCUUUCUAUCGGACCCAACCUCGUGGCAGGAUCCAGAGAGUGGCUGAUGUUAUUCGCAGGGUUCUAUGGUCAACAGCUAUGGUUGUUGUGGCAUUUGUAGCCGCAGGAGACAUGAGGCUCCUGCUGGAGGAGUUGUCUCGUGAGCCUUCCCCACCUCGCCAGUGGAUAGGCAGUGAGGCCUGGAUAACCCAUCCAGACAUGAUGAGGUUCACGUUCUGUACAGGAGCCAUUGGAUUUGCCAUUCAGAAAUCUGUCAUCCCAGGUCUGAGAGACUGCCUGCUGGAUCUCUCUCCCACUAAAGUGGCAGCUUCUCCAGUUCUGACUGAGUUCUGGGAGGAUGCAUUCAACUGCAGGCUGAAACAAAGUGCUGCCACAGACAGGAGGGUGUGUGAUGGAAGUGAAGACAUGCAGAAACUCCAGAACCCGUACACUGACACAUCUCAGCUCCGAAUCUCUAACAUGGUGUACAAGGCUGUUUAUGCAAUAGCACAUGCCAUUCAUAACACAGUGUGUCAGGAGACUAAUUCUACAACUCAGUGUGACAAACUCACCAGGAUCGAGCCCAAACAGGUUCUUACUGAGCUGAAGAAAGUAAAUUUUUCCCAGAAUGGUUAUCAUGUGUCAUUUGAUGCCAAUGGGGAUCCUAUGGCCACAUAUGAGCUGGUUAACUGGCAUAAAAGUGAGAGUGGCAGCAUUGUGUUGGUGACCGUAGGGUAUUAUGAUGCAUCACUGCCACUGGGCCAGGAGUUACAUAUCAACAGGAACCUCACCUGGGCACAGGGCAGCACACAAGUGCCUGUGUCAGUGUGCACUGACAGCUGUCUUCAAGGAACUCAUAAAGUGCUGCAGAAAGGAAAACCCAUCUGCUGUUAUGAUUGUGUCCCAUGUCCUGAAGGAGAGAUCAGCAAUGCUACAGAUUCCUCAGAUUGUUUCCCUUGUCCCAAGGAGUUCUGGCCUAAUGCAAACAAAGACACAUGUUUCCCCAAGCUUGUAGAGUUUCUUUCCUUUGAUGAGGUCCUAGGAAUCAUCCUGGCUGCAUUCUCAGUUGGUGGUGCCUGUCUGGCCAUUAUAACAGCCAGUGUAUUCUUUCGACACAGAACAUCUCCAAUUGUCAGGGCCAACAACUCUGAGCUGAGCUUCCUGCUGCUCUUCUCCCUGACUCUCUGUUUCUUAUGUUCAUUAACUUUCAUUGGAGCACCCUCUGAGUGGUCCUGCAUGCUGCGCCACACAGCGUUUGGGAUCACCUUUGUCCUCUGCAUCUCUUGUGUUCUUGGUAAAACUAUAGUGGUGUUAAUGGCCUUCAAAGCGACACUUCCAGGCAGUAAUGUGAUGAAAUGGUUUGGUCCUCCACAGCAAAGAAUAACUGUAGUGUCUUUCACAUUUAUCCAAGUGUUAAUAUGUACUAUUUGGUUGGUUGUUAGCCCCCCUUUUCCAAUGGAAAAUCUAACCAUAUACAAAGUAUGAAUCAUUCUGGAGUGUGCAUUGGGCUCAGCUGUUGGGUUCUGGGCUGUGCUCGGGUACAUUGGCCUACUGGCUGUCUUUUGCUUUGUGUUAGCCGUCCUAGCCCGGAAACUACCUGAUAACUUCAAUGAAGCCAAGUUUAUCACGUUCAGCAUGUUGAUAUUCUGUGCAGUCUGGAUCACUUUUAUCCCAGCAUAUGUCAGCUCUCCUGGGAAGUUUACUGUGGCUGUGGAGAUAUUUGCUAUUCUGGCCUCUAGUUUUGGUUUAAUACUGUGUAUAUUUGCUCCAAAGUGUUUUAUCAUAUUGUUUAAACCAGAGAAGAACACCAAGAAACAUUUAAUGAAUAAAUAUUAA
Molecule: messenger RNA, 2406 nt
Organism: Monopterus albus (swamp eel)
Lineage: Eukaryota; Metazoa; Chordata; Actinopteri; Synbranchiformes; Synbranchidae
Product: extracellular calcium-sensing receptor-like
Exons: 8
Biological process (GO): G protein-coupled receptor signaling pathway
Cellular component (GO): plasma membrane
Molecular function (GO): G protein-coupled receptor activity
Source: RefSeq, a predicted model, not a curated record